GGAGCCCGGAAGUGUGUGUGAUCCUCAGCAUUAUUUCACACCAAUGAAACCAUUUAAACAGCUUGAGAAAUUAAAGAAUAUAUUUACAUCGCUUUAUUCCUUAUCCGAGAAUUAAACCCGGUGGAUAAAGAUUGAUUUUGGAGGCGGCUUCAGGCUGUGGAUGCCUUUGAGUUCAAUCCCAACUGGGUCUGAGAGGAUGUCAUUGUGAGGGACGCUCUGUGUGGAGAGAAUGCAGUCUUCAGGGCACCGGUUGAGGGAUGUGGAGCAGCACCAGCCUCUGCUCAACGGAGGAGAGGAGGAGGUGGCAUCCGGACGCGUCUGGUUCAUCCAGGAUAGCUGUGGAAUGGUGUGCGCCUUCGUGACCUGGUUUCUGGUGAUGUACGCAGAAUUUGUGGUGAAUUUUGUCAUGCUGCUCCCCUCCAAAAGCUUCUGGUACUCUCUCAUCAACGGCGUGGCGUUUAACUUUCUGGCUGUGUUGGCGUUGACGUCACACCUGCGAACCAUGCUGACAGAUCCGGGAGCUGUUCCCAAAGGUAAUGCCACUAAAGAAUACAUGGAAAGUCUGCAGCUGAAGCCUGGAGAGGUGAUCUACAAAUGUCCAAAAUGCUGCAGCAUUAAACCAGAGCGAGCACACCACUGCAGUAUCUGUAAGAGAUGUAUCAGGAAGAUGGAUCAUCACUGUCCCUGGGUCAACAAUUGUGUGGGCGAGAACAAUCAGAGAUUCUUUGUCCUCUUUACUAUGUACAUAGCCUCCAUCUCUUUGCAUGCACUCUGUCUUAGCGGUUUCCACUUCUUCACCUGUGUUAAAGUUCAGUGGAAUGAGUGCAGUGAUUUCUCUCCACCUGUGGCAGUGAUGCUGAUGAUAUUCCUCUGUCUUGAAGCACUGCUGUUUCUCACCUUCACCGCUGUCAUGUUCGGCACUCAGAUUCACUCCAUAUGUAACGAUGAGACGGAAAUCGAGCGGUUAAAGAAUGAAAAGCCCACAUGGGAGCGGCGAGUGCGAUGGGAAGGGAUGAAGGCUGUUUUCGGCAGCCCACCCUCUCUGCUGUGGUUCAAUCCUUUUGCUGGACUCCGCCUCCAGCACCUGCUGAUGGUCCGUGCUUGGAAGGGCGGGGCCGAGUUCUCUGUUUGAAGAAGAAUGCUGUCUAUACUGGCAUGACCGUCUACUUUCAUGCCUAUAACCCUCUCACACAAGACAUGAGACUUCUACCUUAAUGCUGGUGCAGGUUUGGAGGUACUGCAAUGAAAACCUAAUAAUAACUGAUGUCGCCCCUGGAACAAAGAGGCUACGACUCGAUACAGCCCGUCUGUGUCCACAUUAUUACCUCGUAAAGCAGAUCACAAUUGUUAUGCUCGUUUUGUCUUCAUGAAUGAUCACACUCAUGGGUUUGAUUUAUUUUUAAGUGCACAAUCUUUUUUUUUUGUUUUAGUUUUUUUUAGCAAAACAAACUUUAUGGAAAUGUAAACGUUGAAAUAUUUGAAGGGGGUCUAUAUCCGUUAUUUAGCCUAAAGUAGUUGCAACUUGCUAUUUAAAUAGAGCUCCUGUGUGACAAAUAUCACGUUUAAUUCGGUUAACAAGCAGUGAUUAUUUAAACAAAAACAGAUCAUUAACUAAACUGAAAUUUGUAGAGGAAUGUGUGUUGCCAAAAACAGUUCUUGGGUGAGUUUCAUGAAAAAGUCCGGCUCAUAUUUCAGCCCAGAAUCUAAAGAAAAAAUAAGACAUUAUAUUAACAAAGAAAACAAAACCUAUUUUUAGGACGCUUAGGAUUGUUUUCAUUGUGAUAUGUUCAACGCAUUAAAAAUAUUUACGCAAUGAAUCGCAUGCCCACGGACCAUUCCUGGAAGAUUCCUGAGAAAUGCAAGCUUGUAGUACCACCUGUUUAAUCCAGAGGGCAGUAAUUGAAAUUUCAGCUGUAUGAGCAACACACAGUUUAUACAGUGAACAACCAUCCAGCAGCAACAAAACAAACAUGCGUUACGUUCUUGCGUUCAAAACACUUGAUGGAGCGCAAAUGCGAACUAAAUGAUCUCAAGAUGUGUUUAAGGAGUAUUAAACUAUAUUUAACUUGACACAGUGACCUAAACAUUUUAAGUUUAUGAUGCAACACACCCGAGACGCUACACAAGCAUGUCUGACGCAGGUGUAGAUUGACGGGCUCUUAAACAAGCCCUCAUAAUAAAUCUCCAACUGAUUGAUAAAGUCACUUGUGACAUGGAUUGCUGUGAACUGUGUGCCAAUGAUCGACUUAUGAUCAAUAAUAUGGUAGUAAACAAUACAUUGUAUUCUAAAGCCGCUUUUUUUAUCGUCUUAUCAAUGAUUAACUCUUCUGCCACAAGAAUGUAAUGCAUUUUAAGUAUCUGAAUAUUUAUAUAUAUAUUCUAUACAUAUCUAUAUGUAUAUAUAUAUUUCAAGCUUUCUUCAGCAGAACACAAAUGAAGAAUAAAAAAAGUUCAGAAUAAAAGUCCAUAUGACUCCAGUGGUUUAAUGUAUCCAGAAGUGAUUUGAUAGGUGUUUGUGAGAAACAGAUCAAUAUUUAAGUAAAUUUUUACUAUAAAUUAUCCCUGCUCAGUCAACCUUCAAUUUAUCUUUCACAUUCUUCAUGCGUACUCCCCCUACUGGGCAGGAAGAAUAAUUUCUUGCAAAAAAGGACUUCAAUAUUGAUCUGUUUCUCACCCACACCUAUCAUAACACUUCUGAAGACAUAGAUUCAACCACUGGAGGCUUAUGAAUUACUUUUAUGCUGCCUUUAUGUGCUUUUUUGAGCUUCAAAGUUCUGGUCACCAUUCACUUGCAUUGUAUGGACCUACAGAGCUGAAAUAUUCUCUAACAUUCAUUUGUGUUCAGCAGAAGAAUGUUAGUCACACAUCUGGGAUGGCGUGAGAGUGAGUAAAUGAUGAGAGAAUUUUCAUUUUUGGGUGAACUCUCCCUUUAAUGAGAGUGAGACAUUUUGGCGAGAAAAUGAGUUAAUGCACACAAUCUUAAUGGUCCUAAAAAUACAAAAUACAUUACAAAAUGCUAGUCAUAAAUAAAUAAAUAAACAAUGCAAAAUAUAAUUUCUUAUUUUUGUCUUUUGAGUUUGGGGUUAAAUUCAACCCGGGCAUGUCUUUGGUAAAUUCACCCUCUUAGGUGUUAAGAGUUUGCAGCUAGUUUUGGCUGACUUCAUCUUAUCUUUAGCACAUAACCUCAAUAAUGAAGUCAUUUUAAAAUCAUAUUGUCUUCAUAUUGUAGAGAGAGUUAUAGCCUCAUUCCGUAAUCUGGAAAUUAAUGCCAUGUUCUGUGAGAUAAAGACAAAUCAAACUUUGAUAAACAUGAAGGAUGUCCUUUGUGCACAUGAAGCCCAAAGGUACUGAGCCAGGAACUCUUAAUUAACAUGUAGCUUAUAAAUGAAACACAAUGCAGUGAAAUGAGGUGAUACGCAGGCACGUUACUCUGUAUAUCCCUCCAAACUUAGACCCGUGAGCUCAUUAUUAGAGAAUAAAUGAUGCUGCACAUUCAGAGGCUGACUAUCAUGUUUUGUUUUAUGCUGUUUCUUGUGACUGCUUUUAUAUGUGACCAAUUAUUUUCAAAGCUGGGACUCGUUUGGCAGGGUUGACACGACACGUGUAGAGUUGCAUCGAUCGCACUGUGUGAAUCUCACGAAGCCAGUCAAGAACAUGUGCAGGUCAUAUUUCACCAUAAAUUCAAAAGAAAACAAAUCAAAGAAAUUUUUAUGCAUUAAGAUAAUUGAGUGUAGUUUUAGAACUAAGAACGUUUUUGCAUUGUGACAUCAUUUUCAAGACAAGCACAUUUACCAACCGAAAUUCUCUUUAAUGCAGCGUGCAAUAAAUUAUUACAAUUUUUUAUCUGAUAAUCAAUUUGUCCUAUUUUGUCGCAAAUAAAAAUGUAUAAAUUAUAAAUGUGAGUUCAAACAGGAUGAUUUGCAUUGCUGUAUUACUAAUUAGUUAAUCAGAAUAAUCAUUUAGAAUAAUGAAAAUGGCAAAAACAAAAAUUCAAAUGAAAUUUUAAAUUUUUUUGCUUUGAUUUGGGGGUCAAAUAUGAAAAUGUUCUUGAUAUGUUUUAGAGAUCCACCCUACUAACUGGUUUGAUUAAACUAUUUUUUUAUUCCCAAUCAGUACAUUUUAGUAAUAAAUUGACAUAGAAGAAAAAUAAUAUCAGUGCAUGAGAAUUAAAUCACUUGAGUACGUGCAAGCACGAGCGAGUGAGUGUUACGUUAACAAUGCUGGUUGUCGUGUAGUUUUAAGCAUUGAUUUAAAUGUCUGAUGACCGUCAUCCUUGUAUAAUGGCCAGUCAAAACAACCCCAACUGUGUGUUCAACACCAAUAACCAAAUAUGACUAAAGAUAAACAGAAAUGGAAAGUCUGAGCCAGUACCGACAAUUGAUAUUUCCAUAAAUCUAAUAAAACUGCAUAACUGGAAAGACUGUGUCCCAAUUUGACGUAUGACUCUGCCAUAAAUAUCAGUAUAAUUCCAGCAUUUUAUUUAUAUUAAAGUUAUUUUUGUGUGCCAAUUUUAUUAUCUAUUCUUACAACUGGCAUUGAAAACCCUUAUUAUACACAUUCCCUAAAGAUAUCUUAUCAUUACGAGGGUUGUGGCGUAUAACUGGCUUUUUAUACCGUAUGAUGGAACUCUGAACUGGAAUGACGGAGUAAUUUAUUAUAUUUCAUGAAAUGUUUUGUGAGCAUUUUUCUGUAAAGGGAAUGUGUACUAAAUGCAGUACCUGAAGAUUAUGUUUAGAAUUUGAUAAGAGAAGACUUGCCUUUUAUCAGCACAUCCUUAAGAUUGUAUCUCAUGCUUUUUGUACGUUGGUUUAAAUGGGUAGAAGAGGGACAAUUAUGUUAUUUGCAUCAGAUCUGUUUUGCAAUAUGUACUACUACUACUACCACAGUAUUCGCCUGACCUCAACUCUUGUUUAUAAAAUACACUUAAGACUUGUAAUUCUAGAUAUUACUUGACUGUAAAAACUUAGGGAAAUGUUUUUUUUUUUUUUUUUUACCAUUUAUUACCACGAAGAGCCUCAAAAGAAUGAUAUUAGUGCAGGUUAUUUUAAAUCCCUUGAACUUCCAACAAAUGAUAAUCCCAUGAUCAGUGUGGUGCCUGUAGCUAUCAUUUUACCAACAGAAGUUCAUCUGGAAUAUUUGUUUCCACAUUUCCACAAUGUAAUUCUACAGGGUUCACUCACUAGGAUGUGGGUUAUUGAUCUAAAUAUAGCUUCAAGCUCACUAUAUCUGUGUCUGAAGUUGGCAUGGGAACAGGGUUUGCAGCCGGAAAGCAAAGAUUAUAAAACUAUGUCUGUAAUAAAUAGUGUAAACCAAUAUUAUUUAGAUACUUUCAUGAAGUGUCAUACAUGUAUGAUGUUCUUUUACAUAAUAAAGUCAUUAGAUUGGAAAGCUUCUGAAGGCUUGUUUAUAAAUCUCGGCUGUCUGAUAUGAAAUAAAAUGGUGUGAAGAUAGUUUUAUUGAAUACAGCACAACAGUAUCACUUGUUCUUUGCAUUAUACGGUCAGUGUUUUUGGUGAUGUAUUAUUUGACAACACAAAUCACUUGUUGAUUAUAAAAUUGAAAUGCAACAUCCACAACUGUUCCAUCAUUUGAUAGAGAUUAUACUCGCAAAGAACAAUUUAUAGGCGAUGAUGCAUUUUAGAGCCGAGCAUAUCUAGCAAAAAACGAUCACAAUAAAAAUGUCUUUGAAGUUUCGAGAUUUAAAAAUCCAUGAUUUGGACAGAAAAUCACCCAAAAAAACUUUUUUUUAAAUAAUCCUCGCAAACACAUUUAUUAAACACUACGAAACUGACUGGUUUUGGUUUGUUCUGCACUCAAAAAAUAUUCGGCAACACUGAAGCCCAUAUUUAUAAUGCAUUAGUAAUGUCUCAUAACACACCUUAUAAUAUGUUAUAACUUCAGUUAUAAUACAUUAUAAUACUUACCUAUUCAUAGUUAUACUUCAGAGUAUAAUGCAUUAUAACACAAGCAACAUCAAAGUUAUGAUGCAUGAUAUACUGUAUAUUUGUAAUAUAUAAAUAUUAGGUAUGCUUUAAGUAAAGUGACAGAAGCAAUGUCGUCUUAUAAACAUCUAUAAGAUCAUUUAAAGUGGUUCUAAGACAUAAACAUUACACAUGUUGAUCAGACAUGUAGCCAAUCUUCUUGGGUGUAAACACAAAUAAAUACAUUAAUUCAUAAUUAAAUUAAACUGAUUCUAUACUGGACUCUAUUCAAUAAACUUGAAUGUUUGUGCAUCUUAUUUGGAGACUUAUUUUAUUAUUGUAUUGUAUUUACAAGUCUAUGUUAUGGCUGUUUAUAUGAAGAUAUUGCUUUUGUAACUUUACUUAAAGCAGGCAAAUACCACUUAUAAUAUGAUUAUAAAGCCAGUUUACACUAUACAGCACUUUAUGAUUAACUUUAUUCACUUCUGCUGCAUUCAAAUUGGAUGUUGCUUGUGUUAUAAUGCAUUAUAAUCUAAAGUAAACUAUGAAGGUGAUACUAUAGGGGAUGUCUUACUGUAUAUUGCAUUAUAACUGUAGUUAUAAUUAUUUAUGAGAAGUUAUAUCUUAUUAUAAGGUGUAUUAUGAGACAUUAUUAAUGCAGUUUAAUGCCUUUACAAUGCAUUAAAAAUAUGGGGUUUAUAGAAAGUGUUACCAAAUAAUGUAUACUAUUUCCAAGAUUUACAAAUUAAAAUUUCAUAACCAAUUUCCAUCAUAUUACGUUCUGCAAUUUUUUACGAAAUUAAAUCAA
This is a messenger RNA of Xyrauchen texanus (razorback sucker), 6729 nucleotides long. RefSeq names its product palmitoyltransferase ZDHHC7. Gene Ontology annotation, molecular function: protein-cysteine S-palmitoyltransferase activity. Gene Ontology annotation, cellular component: Golgi apparatus; endoplasmic reticulum. Gene Ontology annotation, biological process: peptidyl-L-cysteine S-palmitoylation; protein targeting to membrane. The transcript is spliced from 8 exons. The record is from RefSeq and is a predicted model, not a curated record. NCBI's taxonomy places the organism in Eukaryota, Metazoa, Chordata, Actinopteri, Cypriniformes, Catostomidae. Bases 230 to 1132 code for a protein of 300 amino acids.